CCACUGGAGAGCAGGACCCGGUCCAACCCACUGCGCCACCGCGCCCCCCUUCGGUUUUGUAGGUAUUGGGGGCGCAAGUCCUUUGUCCUUCCUGUAAAUAGGGAAAUCAUUGUAAAGUUUAUCUGGCACAGUCGCCUUGAAUAAAAGUGUUAGGUGAGUGAAUAUUUCAAAACACAUCCACCCGUUACCAGCAUAAGGUUUGUCCUCCUAGGGCUUCCGUAGCGUGAACACAACAAUAAAGAGUAACGUCACUAAGAAACUGCACCGGGCCUCGUGCGAAGCGGAUGUCCACGUGGGGAUACCGGAAGUGGCCGUGUUACUGGUGGAGUCUGUGUCAAGAAUAGCAACGGCAAGAGUGUCCACGAUGAGUUCUCUGCUCGUGGAGGCGCUCGUGUCGAAUUGCUCGGACCCUCGUGUGGUUCUGAACGCGCUGUGCUGGUCCACAGACACGUGUCCGGAACCGGAGCGGGUGGAAGGGCUCGCUGUGUUAAUGGGCAAAAUGGCUAAAUUGCCGGGGUACCGCGACUCGCGCGAGGCGGGCUCCGCGGAAAGAGCGGACUUCCAGCGGAGGGUCGCGGACGUAGCGUGGGAGCUGUGCGUGCCGCUGCUGUGCAGGCUGUGCCGCGAGCGCGAGUGGGUGAGUUCACAGGAGGAGGAACAGGAAGGUGGGACUGCUGAGGGGCGGAGGAGGGAGCUGCUAAGUGCGGCGUGCCGCCUGCUGGGGGUCUGCGUCCGGGUGUGUGGCCCGGAGCUCUCGGAGAGGCUGGUGCGCUCAGCGCUGCCGGCGCUGCGGCCGCCCGAUGCCGAUGUUGACUGCGAUGCGGCGGCCGCCGCCGGGGGAAACGCUCCGUGUCCGGGGCGCUUGGACGCGGACGUUGCCGUGGAGCUGCUCGCCGCAGUGUCCCCCGCACUGUCGCCGCGACAGCCGCCCUGCGCGGAGCUCCUCUCCUCCCUCCUCGACUUCCUGAAGUGGAGCCCGGACCCCCUGGCCUCCAAAGCCUUGGUGCGCGUGCUCCUCGCGCUGCUCCGCGACGACGACGAUGACGAUGACGAAGGCACCGAAAGGCACCUGCUGCUCGAGCGCUGCUGGGCGGAGCUGUGCGGCUGGCGCGCGUCCGCGCUGACGGCGCGCGCCCUGCUGUGUCUCGCGGCGCUCUCGGACCGCCUGUUUCCCCGCGCGACGGCGGCGGCGGGGUCCCGACCCGGGCGCUGCGAUCCCUGGCGGUCGGAGCCCUUCUGGAAGAUCGUCCAAGAGGGAGUGACGCUGAGGGACGCGGUGUCCCGCAAAAGGGCGGUGUUUCUCCUCAAGAGGGGCGUGGCCGCGGCGCAGGAGGAGGCGCUCGAGGUCCGCAGCGCGCAGGCGACUGACACGAACGACAGUUUAUUCCGGUGGGUGCCCAGCAAGAGCCAUCUUCUCCGGGAAUUCUGGGAGGACUACACUUUAGUCAUGGAGACCCUGGAUGAAAACCAGAUUCAUGUGGUCCGGCCGGUCCUCAAUAGGAUUAACACACUGAUUGAGACUACAGUGAGCAGCAGUCAAGGUGCCACCUUGCUUCACCCCUCCUGGCUGCUGUGUGUGUAUCAGCGCAUGUUCCACAGCGAGAACAAGGCAGUGAUGAGGGAAGGGGUGUGCCACCUGCUGCAGCUGGGCAUGCUGUGCAGACCCAGCUUCGCCCUGGCCUUUGCGCAGUUCAUUGUGGGUCCUUUCAUGGAUGUUCUUGCUGAGAGUUCACUGUUUCACAGGUCACCUGGGCAGAGCAUUGGGGAGUGUCCUGACCUGGGGACCAGGCUGCAAGGCUUCAUGAUCAGUUUCUUUGGUGGACUGCCUCAGGAGAAGAGAAGUGGUGUCCUGCUGCAGCUGAUCCGGCGGCUGGCGUCUCGCCACUGGGGCGCCGUCCCCAUCCUGUUCCUAGCCCAGGCCUUGUCCCGGAUCCCACCCGGCCCCAUUCUUGGACCCGACGGCUUACAGGCACUCAGAGAGGUGUUACAAUCCACCAUGAUCACUCACCAGGUCCUUCUUCGAGGAGCUGCACAGUGUUUUCUUCUGCAGAGCACCCUUUCUUUGACCGAUGUGAGCUCCAUGACCCUGACCGAAGUCUUUAGCUUCCUAACAAACUUCCGCGUAGAGGAGUCGUUAUGCCGUGGGACAGCUCUAUGGGACCAGGUGUGUGACUGGCUUCUGGACAAUGAGAGGAGCUUUAAACCGGACCCGCAGCUUGAGCCACCGACCGAGAGUGUUAAUGUAGCCCUUGACAGAGAGCCAGUCCAGGGAUUUGUUUACACCCAGCUGAAGGCUUUUCUCAGAGUCCCACCCUGCUCUGAGCCCACAGGUAGCCUGCCGGACCCUUGGGAUGCAGAGCUCGUAGCCCGCGUAGUCUUGCUGUCAGCAGACGUGGCGAAGAGGAGACCUGGGGGGUUGGCUACAGAGGGGCUGGAGGUGUUGCUGCACCCCUUGAUGGACAUCCUGCGCAGGCUCAGCACUAACGCCUACGUGCCCCUGCGCAAGGCCGACCGGAGCCUGCAGCUGUUGGUGCGAGUGCUCCAGCUGCGACGCGGAGGAGACAGCUGGGAUGCGCAGACACGGGCGGACGACAAGGUUGCGAGCACCAUCGAGAGGUGUGUGCUGGGCGUGACUGAGCAAAUCCAGGAGUACAUUCUACGGAGGCUGAGUGGGGAGCUGUGUGAGCUCUGUGAUGUGGAGCGAGCCGAACUGUACCAUUCAGUCCUGAUGGAGCUGGUCCACAUGUACACCUGUGUUGGGUGGCAUCGCACAAGCCGGUUAGGAAGUUUUGUUCCAACGCUGACGCGACGCUGCCUGCGGAUCCUGACAGAGCCGCUAGAGAAGAAUUGCACCGUGCGUGGACAAGUGCGAAGGGCUGUUUCCAUGGCAUCACUUGCACUUCUCUGUCAAGUGGGGGAGAGGCACAGACCGGACCUUCAUCCCGAUGCUGUGUGUGCCCUGUCUUCCGUGGCCAAGCUGUUUUAUUCCUCUAACUCCUCAGUGGCGCACCUUAACCAAAACCUGCCAAAGCCAGCGGUCACUUCUGAUUCCCUGGACGGGGGCCCGCAGGAGCAUCUGUCCUUCGAGGGCUGGGGUCGUAUGGCCGCACGCUUUGUGCGGGACCAGUGGACCUGCCUGAGGUUCCUGCUCAACGCCAACAUCGUGUCGGAAGUCGCAGAGCUCCCCCCGGCAUCUCUCACUCUGGAAGCUGCAGUGGAGGCAUUGGGCUUGCUGCCCAGUGACCUGGUGUUGCCUGUGCUGGACUGCAUGGUGGUGCUGCUGCCACAGCAGGUGGCACAAGUCAAGGAAAGCCUAUGUGUGGAGGCAGUAAUGUUGGCUCUGACGGUUGUGCUGGGUCUCAGCAGUAACCCCCAUGACUUCUGGCCUUCUCUGGAAGGAUUUAUACGUUUUGCUUUCACCCGUGGGGUACUGGAGCUCGCUGACGCCGAAGCCCCGAGGCUCACAGCCACUUUGCAGCAGGUGGCCUCCGAGCUGAUGGAGCUGUCUCAGACCAAGACGGGGGUGUUCAACGUGCUGAUCCGGCACUGCUGCCACUCCUGGCUGAGCCCUGACCAGAGGAACGGAAUCCAAGCACACGUCCUGCUCCCCAGUGCGCUCUCGCACCUGGAUAUCCUAGCAGAGGCUUGUGUCCAUGGGCCUGUUUUCAGGAAAGAUCAGAGGUUGAUCCAGGAAAUUCAGACAUAUGUGGAGCAGCUGGGCGGGAAGUGUACGGCGAAUGCCGUUGUCACCAGUGACGGCAGAGAUGAACAGUUCCCUCGUCUGCGUGUGCUGGCCUUUCUCAGCCAGCUUGAGGCCUCCCAUCCCCUUCACCAGCGCCUGAUCGAGGAGCUCGUGCUGAGGCUGCUGAAAAAGGAUGAGGAGAUAUCAAAGUCGAAAGUACGUUACUAUGGCAACUCCCUGCAGCAUCGGGUGAAGAACCGGGUGUGGCAGACUCUUCUGGUGUUGCUGCCAAAACUGAGCAAGGAGUUUGUGGUGACUAUCCUGAGCCGCGUGUAUGAGGCUGGCUUCUGCAGCAACCAGGCCUCUGUUAAGUACCUGGUAGAGUGGAUGAUCAUUCUCCUCCUCCAUCGCCACCCUGGGCUCAUGGACAGUUUGUGGAAAUGCUUUGGUGUGAAUCAAGAGAAGACCAAGACAAGUAUCUGUACCUUUCUAUCCGUGUUGGUGCACCUGAAUGUCCUUCUGCCCAACGUACAGGACAAGGUUGGGCUGUGGCGGAAGGCUCUGGAUGUAAUUUUGCAGUGGUGUUUCAGCCACAACUUCAGCAUUCGCCUCUAUGCCCUGCUAGCCCUAAAGAAGGUGUGGAACCUCAAGGAUGUGAGAGUAAACACUAAAGAUGUGGCAGGUGGUCCCGAUGGGUUGGGGGGGCUUGCAGCUGUGGUUCAGGCCUGUCUACAGCAAGCUGAAGCCAUGCAGACCACAGGGAAUGCAGUAAAGAACUGGACCAGAAUCCAGGACCACUUCUUUUUCGGGACUUUUCAUCCUCUGAAGGACUAUAGUAUUGAAACCAUAUUCUACACCUUCCCUAGCCUGUCAGAGUUGGCUGAUGAUGAAUGGAUUCCAGUCUGGAAAUUUGAAAGACUAGUGGAAUUUCCCCAGAAUUCUGUGCUUCCAUUGCGGAACCCAAGGCAGGACCUGAGCCAACUGCAUCCAGGGGACUGGGUCCAGCAGGACAAAGUGGAGGCGGAACGGGAAGAGCGAUGGGCAGAGGUGCAGAAGAAGAUGACGCCAUGGAGACUGAGCAUCCAGGAGCAGGACCCUGAGCUGCAACUUGCCCUCCAGCAGAGGGCUGCCCGCCUGGGCAAGCGCCACAGUGCCCUCCUGGUGGUCGCCUCACUCAUCGACAAGCCCACCAACCUGGGUGGCCUGUGCAGGACUUGCGAGAUCUUUGGCGCCAGCACUCUGGUGUUAGACAGCCUUCGUCAUGUCAGCGACAAGAACUUCCAGGCUCUAAGUGUGUCGGCUGAGCUCUGGCUCCCCUUGUUGGAGGUCAGGCCCACAGAUCUAGUUGACUUCCUGCAGCUGAAGAAGAGGGAGGGCUACUGCAUUGUGGGAGUGGAACAGACUGCAAACAGCCAAAGUCUGCAAGGUUACAGAUUCCCUGCAAAGACCCUGCUGCUGCUGGGCAAUGAACGCGAGGGCAUCCCGGCCAACCUGCUGCAGCUGCUGGACGUGUGUGUGGAAAUACCGCAGCAUGGUGUCACCCGAUCCCUCAACGUGCACGUGAGCGCCGCCCUGCUGGUGUGGGAGUACACGAGACAACACCUGAGUUCUGGGGCUCAGAUCGCGGAAUCGUGACGCCUGACAUUUCAAAUGACCUCAAGGGCCCUUGACUCCUGAUGGAGAGCCCCAGGAUCUAUGAACUAAAGCUGGGGAAUCCAGGACUCCGCCCAGAGAAACUGGUUGAUACUGCUGUGAAAUGCAUAUGUUUUAUUGGGUUUAUUUAUACGUUCCAGCUUCUUACCCUGAAUGCUGAGCUUUGCUAUACGUCCCAUUGUUUGAUGGAAGCAACUGGUUAGAAGCUGAUCUUAAAGAGCUAUUUUUUAAUAAAUGUCUUAAUUCUGUCAAAUAUAUGACAUUUCU
Molecule: messenger RNA, 5602 nt
Organism: Scleropages formosus (Asian bonytongue)
Lineage: Eukaryota; Metazoa; Chordata; Actinopteri; Osteoglossiformes; Osteoglossidae
Gene: tarbp1
Product: TAR (HIV-1) RNA binding protein 1
Exons: 29
Coding region: 365-5317 (1650 amino acids)
Biological process (GO): tRNA methylation
Molecular function (GO): RNA binding; tRNA (guanine) methyltransferase activity
Source: RefSeq, a predicted model, not a curated record